AAUCUCAACUUUUGUAGGUUAUUAAUUAUUCAAGGCAUACCUUUAUUGAGGAUAAAUAUUAGUAAAUGAUAAAUACAUUUUUAUCAGAUGGUAAAACUGUAAUGAAAACGCGAAAUUGUUUGUUAUUUUCUGUUAUGAUAUGAAAAUAUAUGACUACAAUAUAAAAAGAAAGGGUGUUAAGUGCUCUAAAGUAUUGAUUUGCGAAUGACUUAGGCGCUUCUAGCAACAAAGAGAGUAUCUAUAUAUUUAGAGACGGCAAUAAGAAGUUAUGGGCUUAGUACAGUCGCUUAUGUGCGCUAUCGUGCUUUGCUUCGAAAGAGUGGUGUCGUGGUUGUGUUGCGCCAUGGUGUUGGUGGUCGUCUUGGUCAUGAUCGUUAUACUGACGCUGUACGGCAUCACACUAGGGUAUCACUACGCACAAAAGGAAAUAGCACGUUUCGCUAUCGGUGAAAGCGGGAAAUCUGGAGGACUUCUCCGCGAAGGGGAACCCCAGCAGGAGCAGGUGGAGGAGCCGCUGGUGCGCCUCGUGGCCGUGAACCGCACGCAGCCGGGGUCAUCUGGCGACGUCCCGGCUGCGUAUGACAGUAGAACAGUGUCAGCGCAACCAAUGUACCUGGACUCAACACCUACACCACUUGUUGUUUUAGAAAGUGAAAGGCCAAUAAAAGAAGUGGAAUUAACUCCUCAUGAGAAGGAAUUAGCGUUGAAAUUGAUCGGCAGAUUUCGACGUAUAAAGAGAAAUAACUAUACAAGUUACUCACCGCCUGCGUCAAGACACGACGACACUGUUACGAUUGCGGCAGCGUAAUACCAGAAUCAUUUAAACGAAGUUUAAAAUGCAAUAUAUUCUAGAUUAUAUAAAUUGUACAUAACUUUGUCUUCGUAUAAAGUUUUGCUACAUUAUGUGAAUUUUUUAACGAAACAAUUUUUAAUCUAUGUGCUAGUGGCAAUGUAAAAGAAUGUGAAAUGGGAAGAUGGACCCUGAUUCU
Papilio polytes (common Mormon) is the source of this 989-nucleotide messenger RNA. RefSeq lists its product as uncharacterized. The record is from RefSeq and is a predicted model, not a curated record. NCBI's taxonomy places the organism in Eukaryota, Metazoa, Arthropoda, Insecta, Lepidoptera, Papilionidae. The coding region runs from base 269 to 808 and encodes 179 amino acids. The transcript has 6 exons.